UACUGCAAGUCGAAUGCCGGUUGCUCCUGCAUAGAAACACGUGGAAACUGAGUGGAAAUCGGGAAUAAAUUUAUACGGUUGUAAAAGUUUUGCAAACUGUUUUAGAGGUUCUGGAGACUCGACCCGUCUCUGGGAGAAUGUGAUUUGACAGCAGAGCUCACACGCGGAAUAAUAACCAGCAGUCAGUCUGUUAGCAUUAGCAUUGAAGCUCAUAUAAGGCAGCAGGAGUGACCAGCUGCUCUCAUUUAACUCGCCAAUGCUGUAUUUCAUCGGUCUUGGUCUCGGUGACGCGAAGGACAUCACGGUAAAAGGAUUAGAAGUAAUCAAAGGAUGUAGUCGGGUUUAUUUGGAAGCCUACACGUCCAUCCUGACUGUGGGGAAAGAAGCUCUGGAGGAGUAUUAUGGCCGUGAGCUGUUGCUGGCAGACAGAGACAUGGUAGAGCAGGAGGCAGAUGAGAUUCUGAAGGGGGCUGAUGUCAGUGACGUUGCUUUCCUGGUGGUGGGGGAUCCAUUCGGGGCAACAACUCACAGUGACUUGGUCUUGAGAGCAGUGAAUGCUGGGAUACAGUACCGGGUCAUCCAUAACGCCUCCAUCCUGAACGCAGUGGGCUGCUGUGGACUUCAGCUAUACAGCUUUGGUGAGACUGUGUCCAUUGUGUUCUGGACGGACAACUGGAAACCAGAGAGCUUCUAUGAUAAGAUCAAGGGGAACAGAGACAUGGGCAUGCACACGCUGUGUCUACUGGAUAUCAAAGUCAAAGAGCAGUCCAUGGAGAAUCUAAUGAGGGGUCGUAAGAUUUACGAGCCGCCUAGGUUCAUGACCGUGGCUCAGGCAGCCGAGCAGCUCCUGGAGAUUGUGCAGAACCGCAGAGAACAAGGAGAGGAACUGGCGAUCACUGAGGAGACGGUGUGUGUGGGUCUGGCUCGGGUGGGAGCCGAUGACCAGGCCAUUCAAGCAGGGUCUCUACGAGAGAUGGCUUCGUGUGACCUGGGAGGACCACUGCACUCCAUGAUCAUCACUGGACACCUCCAUCCACUCGAGGUGGACAUGCUCAGGCUCUUCAGCGGCCCAGAGAGUCUAAAAGGCCUAAAAAUGACCGGCAGUUCCACAUACAUCUCCUGAGAACCUCAGAAAAACCUGAAGAAACACUGGGCUUCAGUGAAUAAACAUUCCGUGAGGAAAACUGUUAGAUCAGGUGGUCUGUCUGAACUCCAGCACUGCCAGAGUUGAAAGGAAACCACACAAAUUACAUAAUUGUUAUUUCAGGUCAAACAAAUCUAGUCCAGUCCACCUUCCAGCCAGGCUAUGGCUCUGUUCAUUACGGCGAUCAAGCUAGGGCCAAUUUAUUAGCUUUAUGUGAGGCCUUGGUGCGUAUCGUGUGUCAGAAAAUGGCAUAACAGAAUUACAGAGGAGGAAACAGAAAAAAAAUCAUCUGGCUCAAAUUUAGUGCCACUGAAAAGUGAAGCUCUCCUGCAACUUGAAGCUGUGCUUCUGACUAGCAUUGGCUUUCAAAAUGCAAAUGCUUUAAACAUGAAUACGAGCAUAGAGCAUAUUUUUAUGUCCCGAAAAAAUGGUAUUGUCAGCCUGAACAAGGCUUUGUCAUGUUGCUUUGAUCCCUCCAAUAAAAGCCAUUUGUUUUAUUCCA
Pygocentrus nattereri (red-bellied piranha) is the source of this 1646-nucleotide messenger RNA. It is a transcript of the gene dph5, whose product is annotated as diphthamide biosynthesis 5. The record is from RefSeq and is a predicted model, not a curated record. Bases 257 to 1123 code for a protein of 288 amino acids. The transcript has 7 exons. Lineage: Eukaryota; Metazoa; Chordata; Actinopteri; Characiformes; Serrasalmidae. Gene Ontology annotation, molecular function: diphthine synthase activity. Gene Ontology annotation, biological process: protein histidyl modification to diphthamide.